GCCUGGACUCCCGCGUGCGUGUACACCACUGGCUGCCUGAUGGGCACGCAGAAAUGGUCCGUGCCGAUCCUGAAGUUCAACCUCUGGGGCUUCACGCUGCAGCUGUUAGCGCUGCUGUCAGAAGGUCUGAGGCUCAAUCUCCUCGAGCUGAGGCUGAAGUCCCAGGGCUACAAGCUGAACCCGCUGAGCUCGAUGCAGGUGUUCGCGCCCAUGGUGGGUCUGAUACUAUUUGUAUGUGCUCUGCUCUUCGACCGGUCAGCCUUCGACGCGGAGAAGAUCGCUGCCAUAGGCGAGGGAGUGUUCGUCGCCAACGGCCUGGUGGCCUUUCUCCUGAACAUCGUCAUAUACCUUGCUAUCCAGCGUGCAUCUGGCCUUACGUUCGCACUCGCUGGUGUCAUCAAGGACAUAUUGAUCAUCCUGGGCGGUUUUUUUUUCCAGGCGCAAGGAAUAUCGAGGCUGCAGGUGGCCGGCUAUGCCAUCGCCUUGGCGGGCCUUCAGGCGUACGGCGUCGUCAGCAAAUCCCCGGAGUCCUUCGAGCUUGGCGUGGCGUGGAAGCUGAUCCAACACGCGCUGGGGUCGGAGGCUGCGUCGUGUUCUCCUUCUGCGAUAACCCAAUCGAUUACUACUGUUGAGGCUACUUCGCGUCACUAG
Molecule: messenger RNA, 651 nt
Organism: Prorocentrum cordatum
Lineage: Eukaryota; Dinophyceae; Prorocentrales; Prorocentraceae
Source: the annotation of a GenBank genome assembly